Messenger RNA from Ilex paraguariensis (yerba mate), 1030 nucleotides. NCBI's taxonomy places the organism in Eukaryota, Viridiplantae, Streptophyta, Magnoliopsida, Aquifoliales, Aquifoliaceae. The record is from the annotation of a GenBank genome assembly.
CGUCAUCAAACCAGUACUCGUUUUAUAAAGAGCCAUCUGUUUUCCCUUCAAAUCAUGACCCUCUCUCUCUCUCUCUCUCACACACAGAGACACAGACGGCUUAGCAUUGGUUGCUGGAGUCAUUUUAGUGCGAGACUAGUUAAAUUUGAAGGGAAGAAGUGGUAAGAUGGACACAUUCAAUUUUGUUAAAGAUGGGGUGAUUAAAUUGCCUCCUGGAUUUCGAUUUCAGCCAACCGAUGAAGAGAUUGUCUUUCAAUACCUCACACGCAAAAUAUUUUCACGCCCUUUGCCUGCAACAAUCAUUCCGGAGGUCAAUAUAUACAAACACGAUCCUUGGGAUUUGCCUGCAGGUGAGUCGGACGAGGACCGCUACUUCUUCAGCAACAAGGAAGCCAAGUACCAAAAUGGAAACCAAACCAACAGGACAACUGGUGGUGGUUAUUGGAAGGCAACUGGUUUAGACAAACAAGUUAUAAAUUCAAAAAUAAAGCCAGUAAUGGGAAUGAGGAAGACAUUGGUUUUUUAUAAAGGGAAACCUCCUCAUGCAGCUAGAACAGAUUGGAUCAUGCAUGAAUUUCGCCUUGUCCACCACGGAAAUGCUACUGAUGACAUUGCUCAGUCUACAAAGACAUCUACUCGGGGGAAUUCGUUGGUUCAAAUUGGCAAUUGGGUUUUUUGUCACAUAUUUCUGAAGAAAAGAAACAUGAACACUACUGAAGAUCACGAAAACAUAGGGACAUGCAAGGAUGACCAAGCACCAAGAUUCUACCAAUUCAUGAUGGGAAACUUGAACGAUCUUGGUCCUAACCCUCCAACCUCAUCUUCUUCUUCAAAUUCUGAUUCCAGUAGUGUCAUCACUGAGGACUCUUCAAGUCAAUUAGAUAACGAAGAAACCAGUUGCCUCGAAAUACAGUGACUGCCUAGUAUUUUCAUGUUGCUAUCGAGGAGAUCAAGGAAUGCUGUUCUUCCUUUAGAUUAAAUAAAAAAGUUUGUAAAUUGUGGAAAUUAACCUCUUUAAGCAGGAACUGCA